AUGCUUGCACGAAAUUUGGUGAGACUAAGGCUUAAGAGCCGACCUAUUUUCGAAAGAACUGUAGUGGUACCAGCGAGUGGCAGUGGAUCUAGACGGAGACGGAAAACAGUCAAAAGUGUGAGAGAAAAUGUAUCUGUGGAAGACCUGAGGCUAGACAGGCCAUUGGAGCUGUCAAACCCUCGAGAACUAGAACGCAAACUGCGACAACUUCGCGAGUUUACGAAAAAUCUGCAAGAACAAGUGCGGAUGGCUGAUGACUUGUCACAAAAGGAGGAGGCCGAAAAAGCAUUGGUGAAAGCCGGAGGUGAAGAAGUGAGCAACGAGGAAACAGCGGCUUUGAUCUUGGGACACAACAAUGAUGCAAAAUCUGUGGCAUCCCGCAACAAAGGCCAAGUUGGCAGACUUGCCGAAAACUCAGAUCUGUCGUCAUUUCUGCUCAGUACAUCGGGACAGGCAAAAAAGCUUCUGCCGGAUGCAAUUCUGGAACGCAUAAAUGACGAUGAGCUUGUGCUGAGAUCUCUCAUAAAUCGUCGCAAUAGCGAUUGGAAUGCUAUCGUCUCAAAGCUUUACGAUAGCCCUGAGCAAUUGCAAGGAAUAAGCCAUCGAGCUCUGAAAGUGGGCCUUUUGUCUAGAGUAUCCCAUCUCUCCUUGAAAAACAUUCGCAAGUUGGAAUCCAUGUUUCGCAACUACGGCCAACAAACAGGAACUGGACUCACCACGGCCAUGUAUGAAUGUCUUUUCGCCAACCUUUCGAAUUUGAAACCCGUGGAUGUCAGCGAGAAGAACGAAGUGUUCGGGUUAUUCGACUCACUUUUGAAAACUUUCGAUGACACUAGGACGUCCACUUUGGACGGGCAAGAGCGCAUCGAUAAAAACAUUCCAGACACCCUAAAGAAAGCAGAUAUGAAUCAAUUCCUAUUGAACUGCUGCAUCAAAUUCGCCUCGAAGGUCAUGGAUCCUUCGAAACUGAAUUACUACUUAACGAAAUUCGGUCAAGAGUAUAAGGUUCUACCCAACCGAGAGAACUACACCACUAUAAUCCAAUUUUAUAGUAAAAUGAAUUUGGACAUUCAAGCCUGGGACAUUUUUGCUACCAUGAAGUUUCUGUCAGCGGAACAUAAGCCAGACACGAGAACCUACACCACAAUGCUCCAGCUUUGUGCCAAAGAAAAAAAUUAUGCGAAAGCCAUCGACCUGUUCAAUGAAAUGACCGACUUGAAGGUUGAAAUAUCUCCCGAAACUUUGAAUGGUAUCGCUAAGGUACUGGCAGUGGCUAGCGGUGACCCCGUUUCUAGUGAAGGAAAAGCCGAAGCACUGAGAUUACUGGGCUGGAAAUACCUGCAUCAAAAUGAAGAUCUCGUUCAAAUGAAGGGCCGUAUCUUGGAGGACACAAUAAUGACAAUGAUGGCGCUAUGUGCUUACGACGGAGAUGUGGGUCUCGCCAGAGCAUUGUAUUUCAAGUACAUCACUGCCAAAUUUGCCGAUAAUUACAGCAAGUGGAGAGCUAAAAAGGGCAAUUCUAUUCCUACCGAUUACAAAGCUAUAUGGUCGAGGUCAUUAAAUCCACAGAUUUUCAACUACUUGCUGUUGGCGUAUGCCAAUUUCUCGCCAGAAAAAAGGCCUUUGUUGAUGGGCUUUGACCAGGGUUCUAUCACAAGAAGAAACCUCAUCAACAGUGUAGAUUAUCAACAGAAGUUUGACAAUAUCGGCUGUGAGUUGCCAAUAAAAAUCCCGAUGUUACCUGUCGCUGAUUUCAGUCAGUCUUUACAGGUGAUUCUAGAAUCCCGCGCUUUGUGGCAGUUUAAUCUCGAGUUUGGUGGAAUCGUCAACUUAAGAGAGGCUCCGCAAGGGUUUUCCGUUCAAGUUCGAGAUCUUUUGGAAUCCAGCAAAUCACUGGAAGAGUUUGCAUUGACAAUCUUCAAUCAAUUUGUGUCGAAGGAAUCUGAACUCGUCAACCACAACGUUCUAAAUAUCAAGACUUUGGUAUCGUUUCUAACAAUUCCUAUCAAAAUGAGUGAUAAAACAGAGUUCUUACUUAGACUCUCGGAAUUCUCGUUCGAACAACGAGAUCUGAAUAUGCAUAUUUCAACUCUAUUCAAUGAAGCGCAAUCGAACUCACUAGAAGCUGAAAAAGUGCCAGACUCUCAGAACAAGACUCUAGGUCUGCAUUUGACGUCUCAAGCCGGUGCUUCUCUUCUUUUUCUAUCAUCAAUGAAACAUAAGCUGUUGAGAGAAUCAGUUCUCUAUGAGUUAACAAUGCGUGCAGCCAUAAAAUUCAAGGAUGCCACUUUGGCCAAAGAUACUUGGGAAAGUCGCGGUGCUUUUAGAAAGCUCAAUGCUUUCCAAAAACUGGAAGCUCAAGACAGGGUCUCGAAAGAUACGGCUUUUGCAUCGCUGAUGGUGGAUUUCUUUACCCGACAAGAAAUGUACAGCGAUGCCAUGAGUAUCAUCAUGUCAUCACAGAGGUAUAUCGAUUGGACUUAUACGAUGACCAAACAGCUUCAUCAUAAGCUGAUAGAGUUGGAAGACGAAAACAGCAUCAAGAUUCUACUACAAAUUGUUAACAAACGCUCUUCAUGA
Messenger RNA from Lachancea sp. 'fantastica', 2580 nucleotides. NCBI's taxonomy places the organism in Eukaryota, Fungi, Ascomycota, Saccharomycetes, Saccharomycetales, Saccharomycetaceae. The record is from the annotation of a GenBank genome assembly.